CGGGCGUCCCGUACGCCGGUUUUAACAAACGCGGAUGAGAACUCGCAGGUCUCCAACUGGCAGAGCACCGCAGUGUUAGACCGGUCGCCGUUCGCUUGAGACGCGCCUUAGCUCCAAGCCAGAGCCCGUUGUAUUAAACCAUCCCGACUGUCUGUCUCCCCCACUAAAUACAACAACUCUCCUAACCGUCAUCGCCGAACCACCGACGAGACAUACCUACCUUCGUACUUCGUUUCAUUCCCAUCCUCGUUGCACUCCUCUGUACGCCCCCGCCGCUCGCGUAAUACGCGCGAGGCCCGCAGUUUGACAGCUAAUAUCAUUAACGUUGUCAUUAUUGUUAUCGAAAGGCGAAGGUAGCGCGGUGACGAUAACGCGACCACUUCUAUUCCCAUUUUGACUUUUGCUACGAAUUUUUUGUAUCGUUUUUUUUUUUUCUUUUUUUUUUUCUUUUACAUGCAAUUCACGUUUUGCGUUCUACCUACUUUUGCAGCCUGGAAAAGUUAAUGGGAGUUACUUCGAUUAUUUGAACUUUUAGUUCGUUUUUUCAUACACUGAAAUGUAUGCGUAGAGAAUAAAUUCGUUUCACAAUUUUCAUGCAGUUUUUUUUGAAUCAACUGCACGCUAAAUUUUAUAAAUCGACGACGUGAUACGCGUUUAAUGAGGAGAAGGGGGAAGCGACAAAAUUCGCGGUGUACGAACGUUCAUUAGAAAAAAAAUAAAUAAAUAAAUAAAGGAAAUAAGAAGAGAUAAUUUGACAAAGGAUAUCUUGCAAAAAUCGUUGUUCAGAAUCCCCCUUCCCCCCGAACCUCCUCCGUACCGACACCCCCACGACGUUGAGAGACGGUGGUAAACGACCCUGCUCUCAGAGCUGAGAGGUCCAGUGAGUGAUUUUGUUGAUUAAAUAAAAAUUGAGAAGGAAUCAUUUAAAUUUAAUACGCCUAUAUUCCAAGUGGUUGAAAAUAUAAUAAAUAAAUAAAAGAAGACGCGUCGAAAAUCGUUGAAUAUCAACGUUAUCGUGUAACGACGUCGUUCCGCACGAGAUUAUACUUAAAAGACAAACGAAAUAGUACCGAGAGAAGUAGGUGAAAAACAAUUUUUUCCGAAAAGCUUCUUCGCUGCGGUGAACUUUAAGUGAAUUUUUUGUAAAAAAAAUUAAUUUUUCCGUUGUACUGUAUUGAUAAAUUUUCAACGGGGUGUUUCGCGAGUUGUUGUCGUUUUGUUCUAUUUUUUCGACAUUUUUUUUUUCCAAUAAAACAUCAAUGAAAGCGUGACACAAACUCACCCUUGCGAGCGAGAGAGUGACAUUCUGUUUGGAUGACCUGCUGUACUAUGGAGUAUCAACAGUUGGCUCCACCGCCCAUUCCGGUGGUGAUCCAUCAAGUUCAUCAUUCUCAACAACAUCCUCCCCCCGUAACUCAACAUCCACACAUCGUUGUCGCACCGGCACAUCAACAACAGCAACAACAACAACAACAACAACAACAACAACAACAACAACCACCACCACCACCACCACCCUCUGCUAAUUUACCUCCUACGUCACAUGCACAUCAAGUUCAUACACCUCUGCCACCGAUACACGAUGACAGCACAAGCUCAAGGUGGACGCAAUAUCAACAUCUUUGGCGACAACAUCACGUUUACAUGAACGGUAAGGCGGUUUCUAAUAAGACAGACGGAUUUCGAAAACAGGGAAAGGACGUACCGGAAGAAAAAAAAGAUGACGGUGAAUUGUGGGGGAAUGUGGAGGCGCAGGCCGCCUUCUUAGGACCAAAUCUUUGGGACAAAACGCUGCCCUACGACGCUGACCUGAAGGUAUUGAAUCAUUACGUUGAUUUGGACGAAUUUCUUUCGGAAAACGGAAUCCCCGUCGACGGGGUUGCUGGAGGUGGUCAAGGACCUAUGCCAGGGGGUCAACUUCAUAAAAUGAACUCCGAUGCGGGUGGACAUCAAGGACCCGCGGGUCUUCAUUUAGAAGUAACAAAACGCGAACGAUCACCUUCCCCAAGCGAAUGCUGUUCACCAGAUACCUUGAAUCCACCCUCGCCUGCGGACUCGACGGAGGAUCACUCGUCGUCACCAAUACAAUUUGGAUUGUCUCUUGUAGCCCUUUCAAUGGCAUCUUCUGGGCGGGAUUUUGAUCCUCGCACGCGUGCCUUUUCGGACGAAGAACUGAAACCACAACCGAUGAUUAAGAAGUCUCGGAAACAGUUCGUUCCGGAUGAUUUGAAGGAUGACAAAUACUGGGCGCGACGCAGGAAGAACAACAUGGCAGCCAAGCGGUCCCGGGAUGCACGUCGCAUGAAGGAAAACCAGAUCGCCCUUAGAGCAGGCUUCCUAGAGAAGGAGAAUAUGGGCCUGCGGCAGGAGCUAGACAGAUUAAAGAACGAGAACAUACUCCUACGCGAUAAGCUAAGCAAGUACACGGACGUCUAACCAACGGCCUUUUAACCUCUUCCUAACUUAGUUCGGACAUCGGGGGCGGCUCCAGGAUCGUCGUCGUCGUCGUGAUCGUCGUCAUCAUCAUCAUCAUCAUCAUCAUCAUCUUUAUCAUCGUCAUUAUCGCAAUCAUCAAAUCAGAAUGAUCAUCACCCCCGGGCGAUCUGUUCGGAUGAAAAAGACGUCGCAAAUAUGCAGCAGAUCCAAGAGAAGGAGUGCAGCAGAUGAAACUAUACGUAAAAAGAGGAACGCAUGGAGGAAAGCGCAUGUAUUCUAUAUAUUCAUUUAUCCGAAUAUAUCUCAUGCUCAGGAUAAAAUUAAUACGUCUCUACAAAUUGUAAGAUAUGAGAUAUACGUAAGAAAAAAGAAAGAAAAGGAGAACUACAGUGCCGGAGAAAAAUAAAAACGGUCCUAUGGUUCCUCAAUCGUAUAAUUGAAAACCACCAGCCCCCCACCCAUUUGUACAUAGUUAUAUAUGUAUAGUUAGAUAUACAUUAUAUAUAUAUAUAGAUAUAUAUGUAUUAUAAACAAGCAAAACAAUAUAUAUAUAUGUGUAUAUAUAUACAUAUAAUAUUGAUAUCAUGUUAUAGUAUGAGACAUAAUAGAAAGAGAAAGAUACCCCGUGUAUCUAUAUACCUACAUUUAGAAUACACUACUACUACUAUUAUUAUUAUUAUUAUUAUUAUUAUUAUUAUUAUUAUUAUUAUUACAUACAUCAUGUAAUGAAAUACACGCAAAGAAAGACACACACAUAUAUACAAUACAUACAUACUCGCAGAGAUGAUAUACAUAUACCUGUUUAAGAUUUAUAAAAGAGAUGUGUAAAAAAAAGAAAGAAAACGAUCGAUAGACAGAAAGAUGGUAAUACAUGUACCUAACACUCGUACAUUGUUCUAUAUAUAUAUACAGUAUAUAGUAAGAGAAAUUCAUACGCGCGAGGUAAGUUUAUUAUCAUUAUGUUUGCAAUAUAAAUAAAUAUGAAAAACACGCGUGAAGAAUUCAGACUCUAUACGGUAUAUUAUAUAGUAUAUAACACACAUACCUAUAUACAUAGUGCUGCAGCUGGGUCGAAACCGGUAAUUGUAAAUUUCUUGUUGUUAUUAUCAUUUUAUUGGAAUUGUGAUUAUCUCUGACAAGAAAAAAGAGUGGAAUAAGGAAAAUGGGCGAGGGAGGGAGAGGGGAUGAGAAAUAGGGGUGAUGCUUCUACCCACAGCCCACUCCGGAAGCAUCAUUGCCGUUGUGCGAAACUCGGAAUAUACCGUAUGACGUUAAUAUUUAAGUAAUACACGAGAACAGACCUUAGAUGCAUUUGGAAAAUAGAGUCCAAACAGAGCUAUGGAAUACACGCUGCAGUAUACAUAGAUUAGAGACAACAAUAAUUAAUGUCAUUGCCGGACAUCAUGUAUUAGGAUCAAAUUGUAUGAAAAUUUAUAUACAUAUACCUAUUACGAAUAUCUUCAUGCAGAGCUUACUUUCGUGCCUUGUAGGGCGCGGAGUUUUGAAGAAAGAAUUAAAUAAAUGAGGACGAUUAUUGUCCUCUAGAAUGAAUAGUAAAGCCAAGUAACGAUAAACGAAAAAAAAAUUGAAUGAAUAGGUAAAUAAAAUCUUUUAUACAUACAUAUAUAGAUACAUAAAUGAAAUUAUAAAUAGCACGCAAAAACAGGUGAAAAAUAACUCGUGGUUACCACAAACACUGUAGACGGUAUUCGUACUAACGAGAAUAUUUCGCGUUAAAAUCAAUGCCAAUGUGCGAAUAAAAUUUCGUUAAAAUAAUCGGGAUGAAACGAUUUAACGAAUUAUAAACUGCAUGUAACACACACUUAUUCCUCUCACUCUCUUGACUUUCAUUCUUUCAUUCUUUUUAUACAUUAUACACACGAUAUACAUAUACAUCCAAUAUACAUAUAUUAUGUUAUAUUUUUACCAUAUUGUUUUCAGUUGGCUAUGUAAAAAUUAAAAAAAAUGAAACAACAAAAAAAAAAUAAAUUACGAACGUCGAUGUAAUGUUUACGAAUCCCGCAGCUGUAAAUUAAAGAGAUAAAAAAAAAAAAGAAAAAAAA
Messenger RNA from Athalia rosae (coleseed sawfly), 4499 nucleotides. It is a transcript of the gene Pdp1, whose product is annotated as thyrotroph embryonic factor. The transcript has 7 exons. The record is from RefSeq and is a predicted model, not a curated record. Gene Ontology annotation, molecular function: DNA-binding transcription factor activity, RNA polymerase II-specific; RNA polymerase II cis-regulatory region sequence-specific DNA binding. Lineage: Eukaryota; Metazoa; Arthropoda; Insecta; Hymenoptera; Athaliidae. The coding region runs from base 1315 to 2436 and encodes 373 amino acids. Gene Ontology annotation, biological process: regulation of transcription by RNA polymerase II. Gene Ontology annotation, cellular component: nucleus.